Notodromas monacha is the source of this 2220-nucleotide messenger RNA. Lineage: Eukaryota; Metazoa; Arthropoda; Ostracoda; Podocopida; Cyprididae. The record is from the annotation of a GenBank genome assembly.
AUGAUUAAGAUUCCGCACCAGGCAAAAGCAACAUCACUCCACGGAGCCGCUGGGGCCCAAUUUCCUCCCGCGUGUCAUGAAAGUAAAGGAAUGAAUUUCCUGCUUCCCGACACCUGCACGUGUCCGUUCGACUGCGAUGAAAAUCGUUCUUUCAAUUGUUGCAAGAAGCAAGCGAAUGUAAACCGAAGGGAUUCACUCCUCGUUGACCUGGAUAAAAUUUUUCGAGAAACGGAUCUUGUUUCAAGUGGGAGAAUGACCGCGAAUACCCCAGAAAAUUUCUGCAAGAAUAUUUUCACGGUGAAACGGGACAUGGUGAGCUUGAAGUGUGAAAUCGACUCACUGCAAGCUGCCAAAGAGGAGAUUGAAGAGCUCAGGGAUUGUGUGGACCGAUUAGAAAUUCAGACUUCUAGGAGACGCAGGCGAAUGCGACUAGUAGAGCAGAAAAUGUAUUAUGUUUAUUUUUCUGUGUUAUGCUGUCGUGGGACUCGUCAGGGUUUGACGUGUUUCCUAGUCUAUGCUAUUUUUGCUGCUGUUCUCGGCAUGUUUCAAUUCGGAUUCAACACCGGUGUCAUCAACGCGCCUCAACGAAUAAUCGAGGAUUUCAUUGCGGAAAUCUGGUCAAAGAGAUACGGCGAGAAGAUCGACAAGGGAAUCAAGGAUUUCUUGUGGUCUGUCGCCGUGUCCGUUUUCGCGAUCGGCGGGAUGAUCGGCGGCUUCGCAGGCGGUUUCAUUGCCAAUCGAUUCGGAAGACGAGGUGGUCUUUUGCUCAAUAACUUGUUAGGAAUAGCGGGCGGAUGCGUCAUGGGAUUCACAAAAAUGGCCUUCUCGUAUGAAAUGCUCAUAUUCGGAAGAUUCCUCAUUGGAAUAAACUGCGGGCUGAACACGUCCCUGGCCCCGAUGUACAUAAGUGAAAUCGCGCCUCUGAACCUGCGUGGCGGGCUGGGCGUGGUGAAUCAGUUGGCUGUGACCGUGGGACUCCUGCUGUCCCAGAUCCUAGGGAUCGAGCAGAUCCUGGGCACGCCCGACGGCUGGCCCCUCCUGCUCGGGCUGGCCGUCUGCCCGGCCAUCCUCCAGCUCAUCCUCCUGCCCAUUUGCCCGGAGUCGCCGCGCUACCUGCUCAUCUCGCGCCAGCGCGAGGACGAUGCCAGGAAAGAUAAUCGAGGAUUUCAUUGCGGAGAUCUGAGAUACGGCGAGAAGAUCGACAAAGGAAUCAAGGAUUUCUUGUGGUCUGUCGCCGUAUCCGUUUUCGCAAUCGGCGGGAUGAUCGGCGGCUUCGCAGGCGGUUUCAUUGCCAAUCGAUUCGGAAGACGAGGUGGUCUUUUGCUCAAUAACUUGUUAGGAAUAGCGGGCGGAUGCGUCAUGGGAUUCACAAAAAUGGCCUUCUCAUAUGAAAUGCUCAUAUUCGGAAGAUUCCUCAUUGGAAUAAACUGCGCCCUGAGAAGACUGCGGAACACGUCGCAAGUGGAAGCGGAUAUCGAGGAAAUGCGGGGCGAGGAGCGAUCGCAGUCCAGGGAAGCUCAGGUGUCCAUGUGCGAGCUUUUGUCUUUACGCUCAUUCCGAAUGCCGCUCAUCAUCGGAGUGGUCAUGCAGCUUUCUCAGCAAUUCUCAGGAAUCAAUGCGGUGUUCUACUAUUCCGUGGACUUGUUCGAAAGUGCUGGACUGUCGAGAUUCGCUGCUCAUUCGGCGACGAUCGGCGUCGGUGCGGAAAUGGUGCUCAUGACACUGGUGUCGAUCCCACUCAUGGAUCGAGCGGGUCGGAGAACCUUGCACCUUUACGGACUCGGCGGGAUGUUCAUCUUCUCUGUCUUCAUUACCAUAUCACUCCUUGUCCGGCAAAUGAUCAAGUGGGUGAGCUACUUGUCGGUGAUUUCGACGCUGUGCUUCGUGGUGUUCUUCGCCGUGGGGCCGGGUUCGAUCCCGUGGAUGAUCACUGCCGAGCUGUUCUCCACGGGUCCCCGGCCAGCUGCCAUGUCCAUCGCAGUGCUGGUCAACUGGCUGGCCAACUUCGUGGUCGGCAUCGGAGUGCCGCCACUCAAGCUCAUGCUCGGCAACUACACCUUUCUGCCGUUUUCCGUUUUCCUGGGCGGCUUUUGGAUCUUCACGUACCGCAUGGUGCCCGAGACGAGGGGCAAGACGUUCGAGGAAAUAGCCGCCUCUUUCCGCCGCUCCGGCCGACACAGCAGGUCCGCCGAAAAAUAUAAGCGCCUGUCAUCCGUCUGA